Messenger RNA from Falco peregrinus (peregrine falcon), 6929 nucleotides. Its product is annotated as elongation of very long chain fatty acids protein 4-like. Gene Ontology annotation, molecular function: fatty acid elongase activity. Gene Ontology annotation, cellular component: endoplasmic reticulum membrane. The record is from RefSeq and is a predicted model, not a curated record. Gene Ontology annotation, biological process: fatty acid elongation, polyunsaturated fatty acid; fatty acid elongation, saturated fatty acid; sphingolipid biosynthetic process. Bases 4213 to 5052 code for a protein of 279 amino acids. NCBI's taxonomy places the organism in Eukaryota, Metazoa, Chordata, Aves, Falconiformes, Falconidae. The transcript has 9 exons.
GAAGUAAGGGAGAUUACAUGAACCUCUUUCAACAAACACAUUCAUGAAGAUGCCAUUUCAGAAGUUCAGAGCUUUCUUUGGAGGACUGUCUUUCCAAGGAGCAAGGUAGUGCUUCAUCUGCUGGUAGGAUUGAGAAUAUGAUCCUGUCCUUGAACUUCUCAUGAUUUAGGUAUACUUGUUUAAACCUUGUUUAGCAGAAAUGCAGAUGAAUAAGAUGAAUAUGAGCUGAAUAAGAAAUUUUGGGUUUUUCACCUUUCUUCUUGUGCUGUGGCAUCCACAGCUCUGACAUUUGCGUCUUAUUGAAGCCUUUCUCCAGCUCCAGGACCCUCCAUGCCAGAUGAAGCUGAUCAGGAAAGGGCCACCUGAGCUGUAUGCUGCAAACUAGUGGUGCACAUCUUCCUUUGGACUUCAUCUCUGGUCAGGUGGCAUAAGUUUCAUACAUAAAUUACAAGUUAUUUAAAAUAUCUGCAUAUAAAACACUGCAUAUGAAUAUCUGUAUGCAUAAAACACUUGAGAGGUUUGGUUCAGUUAAAUUGCAUAUGAAGUUCAUUUGAUGUGAUUCAGGUUUUCCAAGGGCCAGGUAUAUGCAACUUCUAAAAGGCAUCUGGCCACCUCGGAUCUUUAAGUGCUUGCUGGUAGUUAAGGUUGUGGGGCCUUACUGGUUAGAUAUUCUUUGACCCAGCUUGAAAUUCCUGCUGCUAUUAUUUGGUGUUUUGUUGAUUUGGUGAUACCACUUGAAGGUGUGUUCUGCUGCAGAAGAGAUCUUGUCUUUCAGUGCUUUCACUGUCACCCCAUGUAUCCCUGCAGUUUAAAAGCUGAUAAAGAAAGUAGUUUUGCUUGAUUGGUAAGCUUAGUAAUUUUUUUUCAGGCAGAUUUGUUGUUGCUUAUUGGUGUUGUAUGAGCAUGUCUUACACCUUUGUCACACUGGAAAUCAGCAUAAAUGCGGUACUGUAUCUGAGACUUUCCUGCCCUGUAGGACUUGCCCUGGAUUCAGUGGAUAACUGAAAUAACAACCUACUAAUGGUUUAAAGAUCAGAAAAGAAAAAGUUAAGUAUUAAAUUUUAUGUAACAGCUUGAUUAAGAGCAAGAAGGUGUUCUCAUUUUUCAAGCAAUUUUAUCUAUAGUAAAAGAAACUUUUUAGGUGGGUAAGCAAUUUUGAUCUAUUAGAGUUAUUUAAAUUGAUCACAGCUACAAAGAACAUUGCUACAAGAGAUGAGGUUAGAACUCAUUAGAUUUCGGACUUCAGAUAUGUGCCACAGUACAUCUCUUUCGUAUGGAAUGUAGGUAGGAAAAGCAAAGCACAGAGACCUGCCAGAUCUGAUAAGCCUCUGUUGUGGUGUUGAGAGCAUCACUAUGACAUAGCCUGGAUAUCCAGAUGAAGCUGGCCCACUGCUCCUCUUCUUUCUCAAGUAUUGAAACAGGUCUGUUUUGUUAGUUUGUGCUUUUAGUAUAGUUUUGUUUGGAAGCAACAGCAGAGGACCAAAUAACAAGACCUGCAUCAUUCAGAAGCUCUCAGAACUGGUUUACUGUUGGUAUUUGUUAUUGAUAAUGAUUUUGUGGCAAACACCCAUGUUGUAUGCAGGAGAUGUCCAGUUUUUAAAUUAGAAAUAUGCAAUCGUUUAGAUCUCUAAUUGACUUGUCAAGCAGUCACAUAUUGUAUAUAACUGAGUUGCGUAUUACUACGGCUGUAAUCCAUGUUCCUGCAAUACCCUUUUUUCUUGACAAGUCAUUGAAUGAAAAAUGCCAAUUCACUUUGGCAUUCAGAGCUUCCCUAAUACUAUUUCAGUGAAGGAGCCAUAUUUUUUUUCUACUGAGUGUUUGCUGAAACUGAAAGCCCCAACAGCUUUUGUGUGUGGUCCCCACAGAACUGCCCUCACAGUUGUACUGACAUCCAUCAAAGCACACCCAUUCCCAGAGUGUAAAAGUACCAUGUUACUGAUGUCAUCUCUCCAUCUGCCAGCCGUGCUAGUGAACACCUGCAACAGUACCACUGGGAACACUUCAGGAACAGGGCAGGUUUAAAAAAAUGAAAUAUGCCUCAUGGUUGUUUUUUUUUAAUUUCAAUUUACAUGAACAACAAAAUACUCUGUCCCAAAUGAAAUGUGUUUGUGAAAAAUUAACUUCAGCUGAUUAUUUUUCAUCAGGGUAAAAAAGUUUGAUGGAAGAUUUUGUGCCUAUAAUUCUGAAUAUUAAACAUCAAUAUAAAUAUCUCAACAAAUACUACUUAAAGUUACCAGAUGGAAGUAAUAAAAUACAUUCCCAUCUACACAUAAUAGACAGAUAGAAAAGGCUGGUCUGAUUUAUUAUCUCCAGUGAUUCACACAGAUAAAUCACCAAACCUUUUUAAGGACUUGGGCACCAAAACUUUUGAAAUGAAACCUGUUGGAUAAUGAGUAACUAAAAACUUUGAGAAAGGGCUUUUUUAGGAAAUCUGCAAAAAAUGGUAUGUAAAGUUCACUAUCGUUGUCUCCCUGAACUUGAAUCUGCUGGAUUCAUCCAGCAUCCUGGAUCAACAAAAUAUCCCCCAAUAUGAUACCAAAGGUCAGUCAAACCUUCUCCUAAACUGGGUUGAUCUUCUGACCCUCCCACCCCCAAAACGCAAAGCCUGCACCCUAAAUCACCUUCUCCAAAAGUAUCUGUUUAAUUUCUUUCAUCGUUUCCCCACAUGAUGGAAACACCAGCAGCAUCAACAGUGACGUGUUUCAAUGAAAAACUGCCACCACAUAGUAUGUCUAAUUAUCCUGCUUUCGAAAGCUAAUCUUUGCUGUUUUCCCCUUCAGAAGUGCUUGUGAUAUAUAUGGUGACAGACACAAUGCAGUGGUACAAGCUAUGAUGCUACCCUCUUUUUCCAGAGUUCUGCUAAUAACUGUGCCCACUGGGAAAAAAAGAGGGCGUAGCUACCCCCCAGGUGCAGGUACACCUCAGAUGACCAAGCAGAACGCCAUCGCUUGGCUUUGCGUUGUUUCUUGGUGGGACGGGGCCAGGGUGCUGGUUCUGCAUUGGUACCCCCACAUGGGACUGAAUCACAUGCACUGCAAUUUCUGACUGGAGCCACUGCUGGCUAAGGCUCUGCGUGUGUUUCCUUGAUAUGGUUGAUGGAGGUCACAGAGGGGGAACCUUUGUAUCACUGUGAAACUCCUCAAUUUUCUUUUCAUAUAUCUUUAAAAACAGUAAAAGCGACUCCCACAGGGACAGAGACUGGAUAUGAGGGGGUGACUCCAUCUGAGUUUGCUCUGCCUUCCCUGAGUGAGUGGGUGGGUGGGUGUUCCCACUGUUCUUUGCUCCCUCAUUUUAUGGUUUGGACAUAUUUUGAGCACACAAAAAUCUCAUUGACAGCCCAUUGUGAUGGGCUGAAGGAGUGUUCCAAACAGAUUGUUUUCCAGGGUCUUUCCCUGGCAUGAUUCCUCACCUUUGACUGUUUGCAAAGCUGUUGUAACGUGUCCUGAAAGAAACCUGCAGAAGAAAUGCUGGGCUGGUUCCUACUUGGCCAGGCUCCCAAGAGUGACACUACAGGUCAGUGGUUCUCUCCUGUGGAAUCCCAGUCCUCUUCCGCAUUCAUUUUCCUCCUCUUUGUAGUCCCCUAAUCUGAUAAAUCAUGUGGGGAGAGGCAAGAGGAGGAGGGGGAGGAGUAUGUGAUGUAACCUCCGCUCUGGCAAAGUUACGGAACAACACCACGCCAGGGUGCCUGCAGCUCACGGUGGUUUUGUGAUGGGUACCACUGGGAGGCUAUGAAUCGUGCUUAAGAGGCGUGAAGAUCCACCACAUCUGCAUGAGACCCAGCAGGUGAUGUACUCACCUCUCUUGCGGAGAAGAAAGCCGAGAACAACACCUGCUUAAUGGCACACACUCUCGCAGCUUCUUGUUUUGCUGCCUGCCACGUGUGCCCACAGUGAGAGGAGCGGUGGCUGCGUGCUGAGGACACCCCUGAAGAAAGGGAGGCACAAAGCCAGCUGCACUGCUGGGGUGAACUUCUGAAUGCCAUUGGAAAGGUCUCCUGCUAAAGGAAAGAAGGGAAGAGGAGGAACAUCAUAUUAUAUAUGAGUAUUCUACUUUAAUAUACUGUAUUAUAGAAUAUAUACAAGAUAAACAAACUUAAUGUAUAAACUGGGCCUCAGAAAGGCAAAUAACCAACAUAGCUCAGUUAACAUCUGUAGAGUUGCAGCAGUACUGAAGUAAUCCCAAACUGCCUGCUAACACGGUGAAUCUCCAAGAAUGCCUGCAGAGGAUGCCGUUAUGCCUGCUGAACUUGUGAUGGCUUCAACUUGGCAAAAGACUCAGGAAUUCUACAAUUGGGUCCUUGAAAGUGGAGAUCCAAGGACGGACCCGUGGCCCCUGGUCCACUCUCCACUUCCAGUCACACUUCUCUUUGCCUCCUACCUCUUUGUCGUGGCACUGGGGCCCUUCUACAUGCGUCGACGGAAACCGCUGAAGCUGCGAGGCCUGCUGAUUGCCUACAAUCUAACCAUGAUGACAUUAUCAAGCUACAUGUUUUACGAGUUCCUGGCAACUUCAAUCUUGGAUGACUACAGCUACCUGUGUCAGCCAGUGGAUUACAGCCAAAGUGAACUAGGAAUGAGGCAGAUGGCAAGAGUGUGUUGGUGGUUCUUCUUCUCCAAAGUCGUCGAGCUGCUUGAUACGGUUUUCUUUAUUCUGCGCAAGAAACAAGACCAGGUGACUUUUCUGCACGUGUACCAUCAUGGCACUAUGCUGUUCAACUGGUGGUCAGGUGUCAAAUACGUGCCUGGAGGACAAGCCUUCUUUAUCGGAAUGUUAAACUCCUUUGUACACAUCUUCAUGUAUGGCUAUUACGCCCUGGCCAGCCUGGGACCACAGAUGCAUCGCUACCUAUGGUGGAAGCGUUACCUAACCAUCAUGCAGCUGUGCCAGUUUGUGGCCAUUGCUGCUCAUUCUUCUUACAACCUCUUCACAGAAUGUCCCUUCCCUGAUGGCUUCAAUGCUGCAGUCUUCCUCUACAUUCUCAGCCUCAUUGCUCUCUUCCUACACUUCUACUACCGGACCUACAUUAGGGGAAAGCAGGAGAAGCUGACUUAAAGAAAAUCAAAGAGGAAAGUGAGCACCGUCUGAUGAACUUGCACAUUUUCUGCUGCUUCUAAAAUGAUUGGAUGAAGAAAACUUAUUUGGGGAGUGCAUGUGAGGCUCAUGUGUGCAGACUCACAGUUGCCUUCCAAUAUCUCAAGUUAGGGAGAAAAAAAGAAUGACAUAAACUCAGGGUUUAAGGUACUGAGGAGCACACUUAAUUAAGCUGAUGCAAAGCCAAGCCAAGUAGUCAUCAGCAUAGCAGCCUUUGUGAAAUUAGCACCAAAAGAUCUCCUCCUUACCUUCCAUCUGUUAGCUCAGUUUGCAAGAUCUAGCAUCCAACCAUGACUCCCUGGUCAUGUCUUAGGUUGUAGAGAGUUUCUUCGCAUUCAUAAGACUGUUUCAGCUUUACUGUUCUAAAUCAGGCAGGAUCAGGUGUCUCCAGCCUUGAAAGUAGUGUCCAGGUAACAGCAUCAGCCAGGAACUCACUGAGACAGCAGGAUGCCCUGACCUAUAUGCUGCAUCCCAGCCUUUCCUCUUAAGGAUGCUCUCCCUGGGACUGGGGUGAAUUACAGCUAUAUGGCCCUGAUGGUUUAACUUUAUAUUAGUAUAAGCAUGAAGGAAAUUUGUCUUUACAUUGUCCAUCUGGACAGGUGCCUCUGUUCCUUCACUCUUUUGAAGCUAAAGAAAGCAUUAUUAUUAGCACCUUCAUCCUUAAGUAACAAACUAAUACAGUAAGAAACAUCAUGUACCGUUUUCUGGAAUGCUUGUUUGCCUUUGGUUGCUCUCAUAACAAUAGAGAGCUUUUAAUGCAUGAAGACUACUUGGAAUCUCUCCUUAUAGAUGCCAUAUUUUUUAGUAGAAAGAACAGAUUUGUGGUUCCCUAUUCAUAACUUUUUUACUCUACUUUGUUAUUAUUGUUAAUAAUAUUAUUAUUGUUAUUUCAAAAUUUUGCCUCUUACUACAGAUAAAAAAAUUUAUGCCACUAUAAGCAACCAGCUCCACUAACUAGUUGUACAAGUAUUAAUACAAAAUGUAUAAAGUCAACCCACUGGCUAGCGCAAAGGAGCAUAGCUCCAUUGACUGUAGCACUUACUUGUUGGCUUCUUUUUUGCUCCUAAAUCGAUUACAACUAGAAUUUGGUAUUUAUAUUCACCUGCAGACAGUUAAAUACUGUUAAAGUUUUGAUCUGCUAGUGCUUUGAAAAUCCUAAAUUCAGGUUUUAAACUACAAAGUGGUAUUUAUUUAUUGCAUUCACCUCUGUUGAUUAAAACAAGUAUUGUGAAGUAGUGAUUUUUUCACAGUUGAAAUACAAGGCUCUUGAAGGAGGGAAUUAGAAUUAGUAACAUGCUGGAUUGCCAUUGCCAAGCCAAAUUCACCUCAAAUGUAAAGAAGUCCAACUCCUCUGGGAAUGUCCAGAGGAUUAGAUGCGAGCCUGAACCUAGCAAACGGAUGUACACAAAGAAAAAAAAUAAAAAAAAAUAUGCUCUAUACCAAUCUGGUUAUGCAAAAUAAACACAACUUGUUCAUUACUGGUCUGUGUUCAUAUGCCAAACCUCUCCUUUAGCUACUACAUGCACAUGUAUAAGAUAAAAAAGUUGUCUUCCAUUCCUUGCUCUCCUUACCUUCACACACAUACACAAAGGAUUUGCUUACAUUACCACUAUGACACAUCAUAAAUGUCAUUCCUUUAAUUUGGGUAGUCUUUCUUCUGGUUUUCACUGGUGACUAUGAAAAGUAAGCAGGGCUUAUUUUACGUCUAUGUGCUAGCUUGUUUUCUUCCUGUCAAAUAGUUUUCCACACUACUUACUAUAUAAGUUGUACUGCCUUUGCAUACUAGAAUGCUAGUUUUGUUAGAGCUUUAAAUAAUAAACCUCUGGGUGGGUCCUCCA